Molecule: messenger RNA, 2106 nt
Organism: Phalacrocorax carbo (great cormorant)
Lineage: Eukaryota; Metazoa; Chordata; Aves; Suliformes; Phalacrocoracidae
Source: RefSeq, a predicted model, not a curated record
GCAGGCGCGCUGCGGGCGGGGCGUAACGCGCAUGCGCCUCGCUGUCGUCCGCUCCGCCCCUACCGGCGGCAUUUAAAGGGGCAGCGCCGCCAACGGACACGGGGGACUCUCCCCCGCCCCCCCGGACACCGGGAUCCCUCCUCCGGCCUCGGCCACCACCAAAGAAACGCGAUUGGCUGAGGGAGAAAUGGAAGGAGGGGAUUCACCCAAUGGAGAGGCAGCGCUCCAAGGAGUAGCCAAUGGGGAUGGAGCUGCUGUAGAGGAGCCGGCCAAUGGACAGCUAGGGCACGGAGGUUUGUCCAAUGGGGAGCGUGGGAGCCCAGCACCAGUCAAUGAAGAGCUUGGUGAAGCUUGUGCCGUGGGAGAGUUGUCCAAUGGGAUCACAGCGCUGCAUGGCUCGCCCAAUGAGGGAAUGGGGAGCCCUGAUUCAACCAAUGAGCAGCUAGAUGAGCAGCAAGCAGCCAGGGCCUCCGCCAAUGAGGACGGUGGAGGACUGCGGGACCCAGCCAGUGAUGACGCUGGGCACCAAGACCCAACCAAUGAGACUGCGGGAUACCAGGGCCUGGCCAAUGAGGCUGCCAGGCUGCAGGGUGCGGCCAAUGAGAAGGCAGAGCCACGUGACCCGAAGGGUGAGGCCAAAGGGCUGCAGCACCCAUCCAAUGAGGAUGCAGCACCCGAAGCCCCAGCCAAUGAGGGCGCAGCACCCGAAGCCCCAGCCAAUGAGGGCGCAGCACCUGAAGCCCCAGCCAAUGAGGACGGCAGCCUCCAAGCCCCAGUCAAUAAGAGAGCAGGCCGCCACGAGGCGGCCGCUGCCACCCUCCGGGACCCAUCCAAUAGGGUGUCGCCUUGCCGGGCGGAGCCCUCCAACCAGCAGGCGGCCCCUCCGGCGCCGUCCAAUGGGGCGGGGGAUCCGUGGGACUGGUCCUGCGAGGAGGCGUGGCUCCGGGCGCCAGAGGGGGAGGGGCUGGAGGAGGGGGAGGGGCUGGGGGAGGGGUGGGAGCAGCUGGAGGAGGAGGAGGGGGAGGGGGAGGAGGGCUGGGAGGGGGAGGCCGGAGACCCCUGGGCGGGGGCGACGCCCCCCCCGGGCUGGUGGCUCAGCCCCGACGCCGCCUUUGCCAAGCGGGUGCUGCGGCCUGGGCGGGGGCUGGGGCGGCCCGGGCCCGGCUCCCGCUGCCGGGUGCGGCUGGAGACCCCCGCGGGGGGCGGGGGCGGCCAACGGAUGGGGGGCGGCGGGGGCGGGGGCGAGGAGCGGGCGUUGGCAGAGCCUGCGGGUGGGCGACGGCGAGGGGCGCUGGGCGGCGGCGCUGGACGCCUGCCUGGAGACGAUGGCGGCGGGGGAGUGGGCGUGGCUGCAGCCAGCGGGGGCGCGGGCGGCGCUGGGGGUGCGCCUGGGGGGCUUCACCCCCGCACCCCGCUUCUGGGAGGAGGAGGAGGCGGGGGCGGCGGGCGGGCGGUGGCGGGCGGUGCUGGCGCGGCAGGAGCGGGCGGCGGCGCUGCUGGGCGCGGGGGCGGCGGGGCCGGCGGCCAGGGCCUACGCCCAGGCGCUGCGGGCGGCGGUGGCGGCCGCGGGGGUCCCGCCGUUGCCCCCCGCCCUGGCGCUGCCCAAGGCGGAGCUGCACGCCGGGCUGGCCCUGUGCCAGCUGCGGCUGGGGCUACCGGCGGCAGCGGCCGCCAACGCCGGCAAGGCGCUGGCCCUGCGGCCGGAGCACCUGGAGGCCCGCUUCCGCCGGGGCCUGGCGGCGGCGGCCAUGAGCGACCUGGAGGCGGCGGCCGCCGAUCUGGCCGCGGUGCUGCGCGAGGAGCCCGGCCACGCCGCGGCACGGCGGGAGCUGCGGCGGGUGCGUGGCGCCGCCCGCGAGAGGGACGCACGGCUGGCGCGGCGCCUCGGCCGCCUCUUCGCCUGACGGGGUGCUGCUAACGGGGGGACGCUCACGGUGCCCCCUCCCCCGGUAAUAAACCCGGUGGUGCUUUGUUAAAUGACUUAAUUAAUGCAGCAGUGGGGGCGCCGGCACCGUGGGGACACCCUGUGGUGGCGCGGGGUCACCAUGCCGCCCCCUCCCCCAGUAACGUACUGCGUGAACUAAAUAAUAAAGUUAGAUAAUAACA